Medioppia subpectinata is the source of this 1375-nucleotide messenger RNA. The record is from the annotation of a GenBank genome assembly. NCBI's taxonomy places the organism in Eukaryota, Metazoa, Arthropoda, Arachnida, Sarcoptiformes, Oppiidae.
CAACAAAUCAUUAAUUGUUUGAUUGAAUCCAAAGUGAAUCCAAAAUGUCAUUCAUUUCAAUGAUUUUGAGCACAAACUCACAACUCGUGCGAAAUGUUUGGCAGAUCUCAACAAAACAGACCACUUGUGUGAACGCAGAUCUAUUGCGGCCAUCGAUGGUAUGGUUGGAUCAGAAACGAUGCGGACAUCUGACCGUAAACACGAGGAAGAGACGUAAAACACAUCCAUUCUUCUGGUGGGGACGCAGUCGAAGACGCGAAGACAUUCCCCACAAGACCUACAUUAGCAAAGAUAACGAACAGUUUGUCGACACUUACAUCAAAGACAAGUACGGAUUGGCGGCCACUGAAAGUCCCAUCAAAGGCGUGGAACUGAGUCGCGAAGAAUUUACGGACGACUCCAAGAGGUGCGGACUCAUCGCCCGUAAGAUCGGACACUACCCCAUGUGGACAAAGAGUGGCCAACGAUUGCUUACAACUGUUCUUCACGUUGUGGACAAUCAUGUGAUCAAAUACCACAGUCCCGAGGAAUGGGCACUAAUUUGUCGUCCAUUUUAUACUCACCACAAAUUCAAUGGUUUGGGUGUCUGUGUUGUGGGCGCGGAGAGCGCCGAUCCCAGAGGUUUCACUUCUCUUUACAGAGGACUGUUCAAUGAGUCCGGAGUUAUGCCGAAGAAUAAGUUGACCCGAUUUUUUGUGACACCAAACGCCAGACUAACGCCCGGAACACCUCUAGUGGCCGCGCAUUUCCGAGUCGGCGAUUACGUUGACGUUUGGGGCAAAACCAUUGAUCAGGGCUUUCAAGGCGUGGUUAAGCGCUGGAACUUUAAAGGACAGGACAAGUAUAGGGGCGUUACUAAAGCCCAUAAAAGGCCGGGAACUAUAGGUAGGGGUAGGAAAGUGAUGGGCCCGUGGAAGGGACACCCGAUGGCCGGACAUAUGGGCCGCGAGCGACGGGUUCUAAAGGGACUCAAGAUAUGGAGAAUUAAUACAAAGCAUAACGUGAUUUGGGUUCACGGGCCGGCAGUUCCCGGCGAAUGUCAUUCUUGGGUCUAUCUCUAUGACUCCAGCGCUGAGGAUAAGAGAAUUACUGUUGAAAAUCCUCCGCCUUUUCCCACAUAUUAUUUGGAGGAUUCGAAGGAAGCGCUUCCCGAAGAGAUUUACGACAAGGAAUUGCAGGCAUUCGAUGAGCCGACCAUCAUAUUCGAGGAGACAGAAGCCGAACGUAAGGCAGCGUUAGCCGCAGCCAAAGCCACCAAAAAGGCUAAGAUCGCCAAAAUUCGCUAAUCUUGUAAUACCCGUAGUCUUUGAAAUAUAUUUCACUUCAUUAGGAAUUUAUGUAAAUAUUUUUCAAAUAAAUUGUUAUAUUUAAAAAA